Nakaseomyces glabratus is the source of this 450-nucleotide messenger RNA. It is a transcript of the gene DTD1, whose product is annotated as D-tyrosyl-tRNA(Tyr) deacylase. NCBI's taxonomy places the organism in Eukaryota, Fungi, Ascomycota, Saccharomycetes, Saccharomycetales, Saccharomycetaceae. The record is from RefSeq and is a predicted model, not a curated record. Gene Ontology annotation, cellular component: cytoplasm. Gene Ontology annotation, biological process: tRNA metabolic process. Gene Ontology annotation, molecular function: D-tyrosyl-tRNA(Tyr) deacylase activity.
AUGAGGAUAGUGAUACAGAAGGUCAGCCAGGCCAUGGUGAAAGUGGACAAUGAGAUAGUAUCUCAAAUUGCCAAGGGGUAUAUGCUGCUUGUUGGUAUAAGCACAGAGGACACAAUUGCCGAUGCGCAGAAGCUCUCCAACAAAGUGCUGAACUUGAGAUUGUUUGAGACGGGCGACCAGUUCUGGAAGCAUUCUAUCCAGGACGUACAGGGCGAGAUCCUGAGUGUCUCGCAGUUCACGCUGAUGGCGCGUACCAAGAAAGGUAACAAACCGGAUUUCCACAAGGCUCAGAAAGGGGAGCACGCACAGGAGCUUUACAACCAGUUCCUGGACCUGUUGAAGACCACACUGGGCGCAGACAAAGUCAAGGACGGCCAGUUUGGCGCUAUGAUGAGCUGCUCAUUGACCAACGAGGGACCAGUGACUAUCAUUCUAGACUCUACAGAGUAG